AUUCUUCUUCUUUCUCCAUAAUCACUCACCAAUUUUCUAUCCAAAAACACAAUUGGAGAUGGGUCUUCUACCUUCCACCACGGCGGUACUCUUCCUGGCGAUGCUCGCCCUGUCGUCGGCCCUAGACAUGUCGAUCAUUUCAUACGACGAAUCGCAUGCCCAGAAGUCGAGUUGGAGGACCGACGAUGAGGUGAUGGCGAUAUACGAGGCCUGGCUUUCCAAGCACGGUAAGGCCUACAACGCCUUGGGAGAGAAGGAGAAGAGGUUCCAGAUUUUUAAGGAUAACCUCAGGUUCAUCGAUGAGCAUAACGCCGAGAACCGAAGCUAUCGCGUCGGGUUGAACAGGUUCGCCGAUCUGACCAACAAGGAGUACCGGGCCACUUACCUGGGCGCCAAGAAGGCCCCCAGGAAGAUCUCCAAGAGGACCGAUCGGUACCAGCCGCGUCUCGGCGAUGCGCUGCCGGAUUCCGUCGAUUGGAGGAAGGAAGGCGCCGUGGUUGAUGUCAAAGACCAAGGGAGCUGCGGGAGCUGCUGGGCGUUCUCGACGAUUGCGGCGGUGGAGGGGAUAAACAAACUAGUUACCGGCGACCUGAUCUCGCUCUCCGAGCAGGAGUUGGUGGACUGUGAUACCUCUUAUAACGAAGGUUGCAAUGGAGGUCUCAUGGACUACGCCUUCGAAUUCAUCAUCAACAACGGCGGCAUCGACUCUGAGGAAGAUUAUCCCUACCGUGCCGUUGAUGGCAGAUGUGACCAGUACAGGAAAAAUGCCAAGGUUGUUACUAUAAAUGAUUAUGAAGAUGUUCCUGAGAAUGAUGAGAAAGCACUGCAAAAGGCAGUUGCUAAUCAACCUGUGAGUGUUGCCAUUGAAGCUGGAGGCAGGGAAUUCCAGUUUUAUGAUUCGGGAAUCUUCACGGGGAAAUGUGAAACAGCACUGGACCAUGGUGUGACUGCCGUUGGAUAUGGCACAGAAAAUGGUCAAGAUUACUGGAUUGUGAAGAACUCAUGGGGUGGCAGCUGGGGAGAGUCAGGUUAUAUCAGAAUGGAGCGUAACUUGGCUGACACUGCUACCGGCAAAUGUGGAAUUGCAAUGGAGGCCUCUUAUCCUAUCAAGACAGGCCAAAAUCCCCCAAACCCUGGUCCUUCUCCUCCAUCUCCAAUAAAGCCUCCAACUGUUUGUGAUAACUAUUACUCCUGUCCGGAGAGCAAUACGUGCUGCUGUGUCUAUGAGUAUUAUGGCUAUUGCUUUUCUUGGGGAUGCUGUCCACUUGAGGCUGCAACUUGCUGUGAUGACCAUUACAGCUGCUGCCCACAUGACUACCCUGUCUGCAAUGUAAAUGAAGGCACUUGCUUGAUGAGCAAGAACAACCCAUUGAGCGUGAAGGCAUUUAGGCGCACUCCUGCAAUACCCUUCUGGGCCCAUGGAAGUGGAGCGAAAAGUAGCAGUACUUAAAGUGGAACCUAAUUAUAACACAAGGAGGAUGAAAGAAGCUCAACAUUGUACAAUUUGGUCCUCCUCUUUUAUCAUACUCCAUGCCUCCUUUCCAUUCUGCCAUUGCCCCAUACCCAUAGAUGGAUGAUCUAGUAAAAUUUAAUUCAGAUCAGAUGCCAAUUAUGUAAAUAACUUAUAUUUAUCGCAUUUGAAACAACAGACAGAAUGCUCUUUAUUUCUGAUAUAUUCUGUAAAUCAUGUCAUCAUUUAGCAAUGGCUAUUAAGAAUUGGUCAACAAUAUAAUGCUGCCUGCUUGAAGUUUGCGUUCACAUACCAGUAUU
Messenger RNA from Rubroshorea leprosula, 1770 nucleotides. The record is from the annotation of a GenBank genome assembly. NCBI's taxonomy places the organism in Eukaryota, Viridiplantae, Streptophyta, Magnoliopsida, Malvales, Dipterocarpaceae.